Messenger RNA from Nasonia vitripennis (jewel wasp), 5472 nucleotides. RefSeq lists its product as uncharacterized. NCBI's taxonomy places the organism in Eukaryota, Metazoa, Arthropoda, Insecta, Hymenoptera, Pteromalidae. The coding region runs from base 2845 to 3564 and encodes 239 amino acids. The transcript is spliced from 3 exons. The record is from RefSeq and is a predicted model, not a curated record.
CAAAUGUUUAGAAUUAAAUUACAGUACCUGUUAAAAUUUUCAGCUCAAGACCUAUAAAAUAUUUGCUAACAGACGAGUCAAAUUUCUCAUAAAAAUUAUUACAAAAGAUCUACUAACUCUUACCAAUUAUAUUUUUGGUUUCCAGUGUAUUUUUACAUUCAGAAGGAUACAAUAACUUUGUCUCUUUUUUCAAUGCAAUAAUGAAAAUCUUCAUUUUUAAAAAUUGCAAUUGAAUUUAUCUCAAAUAAUACACUUUUAAUACCUGUACAAAAAUACACACUUACGUACAAUUCUAUACACUUUUGUAUAUUUAUAUACAUUUUUUUUCUAUACUAGAAAUACUGCACGAUUUUCACAUUUCGCAAUAAACCAUAAUAUUCAUAUGAGUGUCCAAAUAAAAAUUUAAAAUAUGUCAUCUGAGAUCAAUUUAACUUUAAAUUUCAUUUCACUAUCUAUUUUAUGUAUAUUUAUGUAUAUGAGUUUUCGAAUAAAAGCAACAACAAAAUUUGAAAAGCAAGUAUCAUGUUCAAAACUUCUUGUAACUAUUAAAAGUGAAAAUACUUAUUAAUGCAUUAAGCAAAGAGACAAUGUUAUUAUAACUUUCUGCAUAUAAAAAUACACUAGAAUUUAGAAAUACAACUAGCUAGAAAUAGUAGAUCCUCUAAAAAAAUGCUAACAAGAAAUUUGACACGACAAAUCCAAAAUUUAUCAUAGGCCUCGAUCUGAAUAUUCCAACGAAGACAAUUAAGUAAAAACUGUUACGGUAACUUAUAUUUGACUAAUUUUACAAAUAUCUAUGUAAAAAUUCAACCAUAUAACUUUAAUAUAACGCAAAUAAAAUAAUAACAAAUGAUCAUCAUCUUCACAUAGCUUCCAUUUACUUAUUUAUUCUAUCUUAAGUUAUCAACAUUACUUUUUAAGAGAUAAAAUAAUUUUUUACACUUUAUUGUGCUGCACACUGACAGUUUAAUACACCUAUUAAAGUAAUUCAAAUUCAUGCAUAUUCUCAGAUUAUAAAUUUUUCUACUCCACUAAUCCUAUGAAUAUUAAUUGACUUUUGAUAAUAAUAUUCUAAUUCUUUUAAAAAAACAGUAACAUUCUUAUCAAUAAAAAUUAAUAAUUCAAUAAUUAUUUAUACUUCAAAAAUACACCAAUUGCCAUAGUUAUAAGGCAAAAAAUCGCUAUUCUCUUUUAUAAUUAAAUCAAAUUAAUGUCGAAUAUUACCAAACUUUGAUAAAAUAUGUAUAUCUGAUUACAAAAAUAAUAAAGUAGUUGCUCUCAUUUAAUUAAAUCAUAUAAUUCACAUCGAAUAUAAUAAUAUUAUCAAACUUUGAUAUUAUAUGUACAAUACAAUUUGAAAUCAAAAAUAAAAAAUCUGUUACUCUCUUUUAUGAAUCAAAUCAAAUAUCGAAUAUUACCAAAUUUUAAUACUAUAAACAAACAAACCAAUUAAAAAAUAUAUCUUUUUCAUUAAAAUACUAGCAAAAAAUACCAAUUACUUUUAAUUCAGGGGCAUUUUUCUAGAAUAAACAUAUUUUUUUAACUCACAAUUAAAAUUUUUAUCACGAUAUACUUGAAAAAAAUUCUCAGGUUCCCUUGAAUUAACUAAAAUACCAAAUGACUCUCAAUAAAUAGAUUAAAAAUAAAAUUUACUACAUCCCGAGGCUGGGGCUAAGGUGGUGGCUGCGGCUGGGGCUGAGGUGGUGGCUGCCCGGCUGAAAAUAAUCAUAUGAGAGCUCAUAUGAGCGAUCAUAUGAGAUUUUCGACCGGAUUCUCACAUGACCUCUCAUAUGAGCUCUCAUAUGAUAUAUCGCGAUUUUUCAUAAACAUAAAUAACCACAUUACUUACUUUACCGCGCAUUCUGACUUUUAUUAGAUUCUUUUUUAUUACCACAGCUUUGUAAGAUACUUCUAGAAUUUAAUUUUAAAUAAAUAUUAUAUUGAAAAAAACUUAGACUCGAGGAGAGUUAAACCCGGAACCUUAAGAUUACGAAGCAAGCGUCCUAACCGCUCAGCCAUCAUCAUCUUUGAUAUCUUUAGAUUCUAAUCGUCAUUAUGAUUUACACGUCCUUGUAUGUUUUUCUUAUUAUUAUACUCUAUUAUAAUUACAAUUAGUUUAUUUUAUAAUGAAAUAAACAAAAUUUUAUUCGAGUAAUAAUAAAUAAAACACGCAAGGAUAUAUAUGUACACAUACGUGUGUAUAUAUACGUAACUAUUCUUUUGAGGAUUUAUUUCGGCACCUAUCCAGUAUUUUAAGGAUUAUAUCGACUUUUAAGAAUCAAUCAUCAAAAGACGAAAGUACACUUCCUGUCUUUUGAGGGUUUUUCUGGAGUCUAUUUACUCAGAGUCUGCGUCGAAGUGUGUAUGAUUGAUUCAGCACAACUCUGAAUAAAGAGACUAAAAAUCCUCAACCAUAUAAUGUAUGUAUAUAUGUAUAAAGACAACUUCCGAUUAUCGAUCAAGUUAUAAUGACAGUAGUCGCGACUUGUCGUACAUCAAGCAUCGACCUAAAAGAAUAAGUCUAAUACAUCAACUAUGUAGCUAAUACAGCAACUUUUUUCUAGUUUAUAUAAAAAUAUGGGUGGCCGGCGUUGUGAUUAUUUCAAUUAUUUCAAUACUGCAUUAAGACGACGCACUGAAAGAGUAUUAGAUCAAGAUCAUCAGCAAGUUAGUAUAUAAUUGUUAUUGUUUUAUAUAUAUUUUAGUCGAUAUUUCAUAUAUAUUACAAAUAAUAUGUGUAAUAUAUAUGACAAUUAUAUUAAAAAAAAACGUGGUGCAUGGAAUUUGCGCUACGAUCGACUCGAGUCAUAUAUUUUAAAAUUGUAUAUUUUAAUAUAGUAUUAUAUGUCUAUAAACAAUUUUUUUCAUAUAUUCUUUCCGCAUAAUAAAUUGCAGGCUGAUCUAAGAGGUGGAAAUAAUGACGAUAAUAUGCAGGUCGUUGAUAAUGAGGAGCAUUACUUAGAAAUAAAUCCGAAUGAUUCUGCAAAUAAUGUUGAAGAGGCUUCUGAUCAUGAUGACCGUAACAACGAUGGGAUUAAUCGUAAUCAAAGAAAUGUAGACGAUGAUGAGCAGUUAAAUGUAGCUAAUAAGAUAUUACAUGAAAUUGAGAGAAAUGAAACGAAUGCUAAUGUAUUUCAUAAUGACAUAGAAGAUGAUGCGAACGAAGUUGAUGAAUCUGGAGAGUUAAGCUAUGCAGAACAAGUCGAUGUUCGUUUAGAAGUACUUGUUAAUCAUGAAGCUGCAAUUCAAAGAGAUGAGGCAAUAAGAGAACAUAUCUAUCCAGGAAUUAAUCUUACAAAAGAUGAAAGUGAUUUACUAAUAAUGAGUUUCGCUAUUCGGCACAAUUUGUCAUAUACAGCAUUGCAAGAUCUAUUAGAAUUAAUUAAUUGCCAUGUUCCGGUAAAAUUAAAUUCAUCUAAAUAUACGUUUUUGAAAUCUUUUCCUGCUUCUACAGACUUUCGAACAUAUUACUAUUGUUCAGAUUGUACCAUUAUGUUGAAUUUUAGACCAGGAUUUUCCUACACAAGAUGUACAUCGUGCCAUAAAGUGUACCUCCAAAAUUGAUUAAAAAGAAAUGGGCAUUUUUUUUACAUAUUCCUUUAAAGCGCAAUUAAAAAGCUUAUUCUCGAGUCCACUUUUUUACGAACUUAAUCGAAAUAAUUCAGACAAUGAAAACUUGUCCGAUGUUACAAGCGGUGCGAUUUACAAAUGCUUAAAGGAAAAUAACAUUAUUUCAAAUUCUGAUAUGUCUCUGCAAUGGAAUGCUGACAUUCAAUGGAGUACAGACAUUCAAGUCAUCGAAGGUAUCAUGUAUGUGUCCAAUACAAGUGUCAAUUAAUGAAUUAGGACCACGUGUUAAAAAAGAGAAUAUCCUGUUAGCUGGUUUAUGGGCUGCAACGAAAAGCCAGAUUUGAAUUUGUUUUUUAAACCAUUUGUAGAUGAGUUAAAAGAUCUUCAUGAUAAUGGUUUUGAAUGUCAACCACCUGGUUUUGAUGAGCUAGUUACAAUAAAAGUACAUACGAUGCCAGCACCAGUAGAUUCGGUUGAAAGAUGUGCCUUACAAAAUCUACAUCAAUAUAAUGGUGUAUGCGGCUGCACAUUUUGCUUUAAUCCUGGUGAACAUAUUCCUGUUGGUAGGGGUUAUGCUUGAGUGUACAGUGGAGGAGAAGGUGUAAGAAGAACACAAAAUCAGCAUAUCAGAGAUGCGAUUCAAGCUGAAGAGCAAGAGACGGUUGUUAAUGGAGUGAAGGUUGUUUCUGUGAUAAGCCUACUUCCAGUUUUUAAUAUAAUUAGAUCAUUUCCUCCAGAAUACAUGCACUCCGUUUUACUCGGUGUAGUAAAACUUUUUUUGUCCAACUGGAUAGAUCCCAAGAACUGCAAUAAAUCGUGGUAUAUCGGGACGAAAUCAAACAUAAUUAAUGAUAGACUGACUCAGAUUCUUCCACCAUGUGAAAUAACACGAACGCCUCGAUCUGUAAAUAAUCUGAAGCAAUGGAAGGCUUCUGAAUUUAAGAAUUUUUUGUUAUAUUAUUCGGUACCUGUAAAAGAUAUUCUUCCAUCUUCGUUUUAUAAACAUUGGACCGAGUUUGUCUAUGCUAUACAUGUAUUUGACAGUGACAGUAUUGGAGGUGAAGAAUAUGAACAAGCUUCAAGAGCAAUCAUACAUUUCGUCAACAAUACUGAAACUUUAUACGGCAAAGAAUUAAUGAAAUACAAUGUUCAUUUAAUGUUGCACGUCCCACAGGGAGUAAAAGACUUUGGCGCUCUGGGCAUGGUCAGCAUUCCCUUACGAAUCAUACAAUUUCAUACUAAGGAAUAUGCUGCAAAGUUCGCAAGCGAUUUUGCAACAGAUUUGUAAAUCGUACUUACGUUUCCAAACAAUCAAAUAUAUUGAUACAUUUUCACUACAAAAUUGUAGUGUCGAAGGGAGAAAAUUGUAUCUGAAUAUGAUGGAAAAAUAUAAAAGCAGAAGUGGUGUUAGAGCAACAAAUGAAAACCGUUUGAUUCUGUAUGGAAGAGGAAAAACGGUAAAUCUUUCUCUUAUUGAAAAAUUAUGCAUUCAAGCACUGCUUCAAGAAAACAUUGAGGAAUGUGAAAUAAAUUUAUAUGACAGAUUUGUAUACAAAAAUGUGCUAUAUCAUGCGAGUACGUACGACAAAAUGUGGAAAUGAACCAAUAGUAUUGUUGCGCUCACAUCAGGAAAGUUUAUAAACAUUACAGGAAUUAGUUGUAUAACAACAUUAACUGGAUUAAAAAAAUACGUCAUUAUUGGGAAAACAUUUGAUACUGUAAAUGACAUUUUGUGCUCCUAUAAUGGUAUUUCGUCUUCCAGUUUUUGUACUAGAGUCAGAGAAACUAAUAAUAUUUUGGCUUGUUUACCACAAGAUAUUUGUAGCAAAUGCAUUCUUAUACCAUGUAAUAAUAAUAAUUACAUUAUGAAACUUGUAAAUAAAAAGGAAACUGAUUAAUAUA